Molecule: messenger RNA, 4358 nt
Organism: Siniperca chuatsi (mandarin fish)
Lineage: Eukaryota; Metazoa; Chordata; Actinopteri; Centrarchiformes; Sinipercidae
Gene: ugl
Product: malate synthase-like
Exons: 16
Coding region: 235-1761 (508 amino acids)
Biological process (GO): glyoxylate cycle
Cellular component (GO): cytoplasm
Molecular function (GO): malate synthase activity
Source: RefSeq, a predicted model, not a curated record
ACAGAUAGUCAGAUAUUCAGAAGGAGAGCCAUCAUAAAUCUUAACAGUGCUGAGAAGACUUAGGAGAAGGCUGGUUUAGGUUACCUUUGGGAGUGAAACAGGUUAGAACUGGACUGUAGUAGAAUGGAAAAGCAUCCUGAGGAAUGGUGGAUCCGAGUUUGAGAUUUCCAGUGACCAAAGUAAGUCCAUAACCAAAGUCCACUUCCACUGAGCGAACGGAGACCUGUCGUCAACAUGUCUGGUCCAGUCAGCAUGGAGCUGUCUCCCCCUCCCUCAGGUCUAGAAGCAGAGUGUGAGACACUUUUCACCACAGACUCCCUUCUCUUCCUCCAUGAGCUGAUCUCCACAUUUGAUGAGAUGGUGGAUCAGGUCCUGCGGUUGCGAGUGUCCAGAAAGGCCCACUUGGACCUUUCAGGUGACAUGCCAAGCUUUCUGGAAAGUACCACGCAUAUCAGGAGAGACCCAGCCUGGAGGGUGCUGCCCGUCCCCGCGAGGCUCCAGAGAAGACACGUGGAUGUUGGGGACCUUGCUCCCUGCGAUACCCGGCGCUUCAUCGAAGCUCUCCAGUCACCAGCACAAGGCAUACAGGUCGACUUUGAUGAUGGGAACUGCCCUACGUAUCACAACCAGAUCAAAGGCAUUCAUAAUGUUUUUAAGGCGGUUCACAACCAUUUCCCCACUGUUCCACACAUAUCUCGGGCUCCAGUGCUGAUGCUUCGGCCUCGCGCCUGGAACAUGGUGGAGCACAACAUGACGGUGGAGGGGAGGGAAGCUCCUGGCCCCCUCUUUGACUUUGGACUCCUCAUGUUUCACUGUGGAAAGACUCUGUUUGAAAACAACAGUGGACCCUUUUUCUACCUCUCAAAAGUGGAGAGCUUCAUGGAGGCCAGACUAUGGAACAAGAUAUUUGUCUGGACACAACAGAAGCUGGGCCUUCCACAGGGCAGCAUCAAGGUGACAGUGCUAAUUGAAAAUGUAUUAGCAGCGUUUGAGAUGGAGGAGAUUCUCUACGAGCUGCGAGACCAUUCAGCCGGACUCAACUGUGGCAUCUGGGAUUAUUCAGCCUCCUUCAUCAAUAAGUUUGGUCACCGACAGGCCUUCCUACUUCCCGACCGUAGUAAAUAUGUCAACAUGGAGAAGCGUUUUCUGCGCAGCUACAUGGACCUGUUGGUUCAGACGUGUCACCGGAGGGGAGCGCUGGCCACAGGAGGCAUGGCUGCCCUGCUGCUGCCUCAGGACCCGCUCAGUGACUCCCACAGGAGAGUGCUGGCUACUGUCACCAGACUGAAGCUACUCGAGAUCAAAGCAGGUGUGGACGGUUUCAUGGUUUAUGACCUGAACUUGAUUGAGCCCAUGCAGAAACUCUUCAAGCUCCACACUGAAGGUGACAACCAGCUUCACCGGCUUCAAACUGAUGUCACGGUGACUCCUGAGGACCUACUGUCCAUGCCUUUGGGAGGAGUCACCCUUUAUGGUUUGAAGUAUAACAUUGCAGUUGGUGUCCUCUUUAUUAAUGCUUGGCUCUCAGGUAAAGGCCACUUUUUCUACAGAGGCCAGGUCGAAGAUUCAGCCACAGCAGAGAUUUCCAGAUCACAGGUGUGGCAGUGGAUCCGUCAUCGGACUCAGCUGGAGGAUGACGGCAGGGUGGUGAGCAGGCGGCUGGUGAAGGACCUCGCCAACGAGGCCACGAUGGAGUUCAGCGCUCUCUGUCGCUCUGUUAGCACGGACAGGUCUUGUGUUGCACCUUUGCUUGCUGUAUGAGCUACCAAACAAACGCAGGAAGAGGAGAGGGAGAAGGGCCGGAGUGCAGGUGAAGCUGAGCGAAGCCUUGGUUUGGUGUAUGCUGUUGCUCCGCGGAACAACUUCCCCUUGUCCAGUCUCUGCUUCCGACCGGUCUCUCCCUACACUCUCUGGGCUUACUUUCCCCGGUGACUCGUAAAAAAACUGGGUGGCAGAUAAUUUCCUGCAGCUCAGUGCUGACAAAACAGAACUUCUGGUUACUGCUCCACCCAGUCUUGUCUCUAAGGUCAUGAAGGUCUCGGCUCUCUUUCCUCCUCUCUUAAAUCCUCCACGAAAUGUAGGUGUCACCAUGGAUCAGGCUCUGACUCUGGACCAACAUGUCAAGUGUUUGAGUCGCUCCUGUUUUUUCCAGCUGGGAAACCUUACUGAGAGUAUCCUAACCCUCAAACCGAGAUGGAAAUGAUAAUUUUAUCCCGUCCCGAUCGUUUGACCAGGUCCUCCAAAAGGUCUCAUGUGACACAGAUCUUGAUUUCUCUUCACUGGCUCCCCAUCAAAAUCUGAACCCAGGCAUGGCUGCAGCCUUGUAUCAGCAGCAGGUCUCUAAGGUCCCCUGAUCAGAGUUUGUUGGUUGGUCCUCGAUCUAGGCUUAAAACUAAAGGAGACUGUGGCUCCUAAACUUUGGAACUCUCACCCUUUGGACCUUCAAUCUGUUGAUGGGUCAGUGACAAAUAAGGGCUGGGAAGAUGAGCAGUUCAAAAAUCUUUGAAAAACUUGUUUUAAAAGCAUGCAUCAGGUUUGUUAAAAUGUACGUUGUAUUUCUGUUGGCUUCAUGACAUUUGCACCAUAUUUUACAAAUGCGCCUGAAAAUGAGAAAUAUUAAGUAUUCUAUCCACCUAGUGUAUGUAGUAAGUGUGAUCAUAAAAAUAAUGACUUCUUUUUAAAAUUUCUCAUCAAAAUAGAUUUUAUUAGGAUUAUCUCUAAAUUUGAAUUUGUAUGCGUUUUUGCAAUAUUGUGCGGGACAUAUGUUGAAAACACCUGUUUUCUAAAUAAUCUUUGACACAUUAUGUAAAAAAUAAAAUAAAAAACAUAUUAUACUGAAAUGGAGGAUAACAUUUUAUUCUCAUCAUUUAUCCUGAAUAUGAUCAUAUUUUUAUGAAAAAUACUGGUUACAUAAUUGUUGCUUCUUCAAAGGCCAUUGUUUGUGGAAGAAAAUCAAGCACAGGUCAAGUGGACUUGGUGUUUUAUUUUGUUUCAAUGUAGAAAAACCAUCUGACAACAGGAACCUCUCCGUCUUUUGGCAAAGUAAUUGGCCCUUGACGAUUAAGGAAGCACCUCUUUCUUUCAAUUAUAAAAAAAUAACAAAAUUAUACAAUUAUGUUGAAACAGAUUUCUGACUGUAAAAAGGGAUGACUUGACUGUGAUUUCAAUCUUUCUUUAAAGAUGAUUUUCUGAUUUGUUGACAAAUACAUAAAGAACAUAGCGAGAUAUAACAAAAGCACAAAUAAUCACAGACAUCACUUGAUAGAUUUGAAGUUGAAAGUUUAAAAUUGAGCAGUGGGAUGAGACAUUCAAGUUUUAAAAUCCUCUAAUUCGUUCCAUUUACAUUUGCAAAGUAGUGGAAGGCCGUCUGUAGUUCAGCAUUUACCAGAGGGCCUGAGAUCGGCUCUGGUGAGCAGUGGUGUUAAAUUAAUCAGGCAGCUUCACCAGGAGACCGUUAUACGAUAGAAUGCAGCUCUUCUUGUUGCUGCUGAGGACCAGUCUCAUAUAGUGAUGAGGACCAUAUGUAUCUGCUGUAAUGAAACACAAAGCACAAUGAUAAACUGCAUCAAGUUGUUUUAAAGUAAAGCGAGCAGCAUGAGAAUAAAGUAUCUCCAUAAUCAAGCACAGACAUGAUGAUUGUCUGUACAUUCAUUUCCCUGUCCUCAAGACACAAACACGCUUUAUUCCGAUAUAAGAGCCCCAUUUUUAGCUUUAGUUCCUGUGACUUGCUGUUUAAAAGUGAGACUGGACAAUUUCAGUACCAUUAAAUGUAGGAAGGUGAGGGAGAUGCAAAGUGGAAUUCAGAUUUCUUGAGAAUAAAACACAUUUUGUCUUGUCAGCAUUCAGUACGAGUUUGAGAUUAUGUUGAGAUGUGCGAAGAACGUUAAAGGCACAUUGAAAUCUUGAUAUAGUUUGAGUUAGAGUAACCAAAUGCAUACAAGACUGUGUCAUCUGCAUAAAAAUGAGUAUAAUAAGUCAUUAUAGAGCCUUAAAAUGUCAAUAAAGCUCUCACAGCACAGCUGCCGGAAUUAACUUGUAUUUCUGUUUAUUUUGUCUGACGAUGUCAUGGUCAGAAAAAAACGAUUUUAUCUACAGUUCAGCAGCUUGAUGGAGACUGGAGGUCAACAUGCUAUUUAUUAACUGCAAUAAAAUUCCCUACUCGUCACAUAAUCUGACAACAGUAACAGAAAAAUAUGUAAAUGAGAACAAGUAAACUGUGAAUUUGGCCGAUUAAAACACAGUGACGGGGAUCACAGCGAGCAGGAGGUCCAACAGUCUCCUACCCCCUCUCUCACUUCUCUCCUCUCUCUCUAAAUACAAACACAGAUGGAAACAGGUUCAGGUCUUGUGUCUCUCUU